AUGACCCAGACCCUCGACAAAAGGGAGGACCCUCUCAACCUGGGCGGCGGCUGGGCGUCCUCCGCCCCGUUACGUACCUGGUCUACCUGCCACCGAAGGCGCAGGGGCGCUCCGAUAUACAAGCGGCGCUACCGCUAUGGUCCCAAGUCUGAGUACGAGCCCCCCAGGAAACAGCCGAAGCAACAGCACGGUCCGGGCCCUUGGUUCCAACCACCCCGACGGCCCUAUUGGGCCGUGUACUCUAACUGGGGGCGCUGGGGAGGGCCCUGGCGCCCACCUCCAGCGGGAUUCUGGAAGCCUCCUGGCCGAGUGCAAGUGAUCCGGGUGUUUGGUCUGCACCCGCUCUGCCUCUGCUGCUGCUCCUGCUGGCGCGGGCCCUGGAACCCCGGCUGGGCGAGGCCCCCCGGCAGGAAGAAGCGCUGGGGCCGCAGGGGCCGCGGCCUGCGCCGCCACCCUCGCCGCUCCUUCCCGAGGAGCCCGCCCGUGGAUCUGAGCACGCUGCUACGGCCAGUCAACCUGUACGGGUGGCGGGCCCCCGGCAUGCGGGCGCCGCGGAACACCACCCAGUUCAUCAUGAACCAGAUCUACGAGGACAUGCGGCAGCAAGAGAAGCUGGAGCGCCAGCAGGAGGCGCUGCGGGCGCAGCAGGCCCAGGCGCGCGGCGCGGCCUCCCCCGAGGGCUCCUCCGGGAACGACGCGCCCCCCAGCGGCGGCGCGGAAGACGCAGAGCUGCAGGAAACUUCGUACAGCUUCGUGCGGAAUCCCUCUUGGGUCUUCAGUCCCGACGCCGACAAGGAAAACCAGUGUCCCGCCGCACAGCUCGGGGAGGAGGAGGACGACGACGAGGAGAAAAAGGAGGAGGAGGAGUGUGACGAGGAGGAGUGUGACGAGGAGUGCGACGGGGAGGAGGAGGAGGAGAGCGAGGAGGAGGAGGAGGAGGAGGCAGAGGCCGGAGAUGAAGAGGAGGUCGAGGAGGCUGACUGUGUGGAGGAGGGGGAGGAGGACGAAGAGGAAGAGGAGGACACAGAAGAGGAAGAGGAGGGGGCGGAGGAAGAGGAGCAGAGCGAGGAAGAGGAUCAUUUACCUCUGGAAAUGCCUUUAUCAUUCCUAGCGGGGGCUGAGGAAGAGAGAGAGAACUUUAUAAACUGUAUUUAUGUAAGCCCCAAACCGAUCAUUCCCGAAGGGCCACCGGAAGCUCUCCUCAGGGUGGAGGACAUUAACUGUUAG
Molecule: messenger RNA, 1227 nt
Organism: Odobenus rosmarus divergens (Pacific walrus)
Lineage: Eukaryota; Metazoa; Chordata; Mammalia; Carnivora; Odobenidae
Gene: CCER1
Product: coiled-coil glutamate-rich protein 1
Exons: 1
Coding region: 1-1227 (408 amino acids)
Source: RefSeq, a predicted model, not a curated record